GUGCAGACUUCAAGGGCGGGCCCCACCCAGUGGAGCAAGACCCCCUCUUUCAGCUCUGCACGCAGAAUCGGGACAAUGGCAACAAGCUGGUGCAGGAGGGGAAGCUGGAGGAUGCGAUCGCGCGGUACUCGGAGAUGAUCAUGCAGAGCAGAGCGCUGGAGAAGGAGGAGGACGUGCAGUGGACCUCGGAUGGCCAGGACGCGGUGCGGCAGCUGCGUGCGGCGGCGUACCUGAACCUGUCCCUGUGCUUCCUGAAGCUCAAGCAGUGGCAGCAUGCAGUGAAUACCGCGACCCGUGCGCUGCAGGGAGACAAGGACCCUCCGGAUCCCAAGGAGAACGUGCUGGCUCCGGAGAAGAAGGCCAAGGCCUUGUUCCGGAGGGCCUUGGCGCAGAAGGAGGGCUGCGGGAAGCUGGAGGAGGCCCAGAAGGACUUGCAAAAGGCCCUGGAGUACGUGUCCGAGGACAAGAAUGUGCAGCAGGAGCUGCAAAGAGUGAGCCAGCUCCUAGCGAAAGAGAAGAAGCAGGCGGACAAGAAGCUCGCGGGCUUUCUGGCAGGUAGCAAAAAGGUGAAGGCUGGCACCGGGAUCUUCAGCGAGGCGGACCGCGCGCGGGACACUUCGGGGCCAGAGCUGCCACAAGACCCGGUGAAGGUGAGCGACGGCCUGUGGCUGGUGCCUAAGGACGAGGACAAAGAGGCCAAGGACGCGCAGGACGCCGGCGUGGAUCUCGACGAGCUGAGCCGAGAGAUCAAUGAGCUCCGGGAGGACAAGCCCGAGGUCUUCCAAGAGCUGCGAGAGAAGAUGAAGACCAUGGUGGAGGAGGAGGUGGCGAAGCACGAGGUGACGGGCGAGAAGGCUUCGGCCGAGGCUCCGGCGGACGUGUGA
This is a messenger RNA of Effrenium voratum, 884 nucleotides long. The record is from the annotation of a GenBank genome assembly. Lineage: Eukaryota; Dinophyceae; Suessiales; Symbiodiniaceae.